Molecule: messenger RNA, 1704 nt
Organism: Pseudomassariella vexata
Lineage: Eukaryota; Fungi; Ascomycota; Sordariomycetes; Amphisphaeriales; Pseudomassariaceae
Product: major facilitator superfamily domain-containing protein
Exons: 6
Coding region: 1-1359 (452 amino acids)
Biological process (GO): transmembrane transport
Cellular component (GO): membrane
Molecular function (GO): transmembrane transporter activity
Source: RefSeq, a predicted model, not a curated record
AUGACUAUGGCUGGCGAUAAUGGACAAAACAUCGACCCAAUUGUAGCAGCUCGUGCUUUGCGGAAGCUUGACUGGUUCUUUAUCCCCAUUACUACUAUUGGCAAUGGACUGGUAUGGUAUGAUAAGGCAAUCCUUGGCUCCGCAGCAAUACUUGGCAUGGUCGAAGACUUGGAACUCAGCACCCCUGACCAAAUCAAUCCGGUCAUUAUGGACACCUCACGACUCAGCUGGGCAACCUCACUCUUCUACUUUGGAAUGCUGGCGGGAGUAUAUCCCAUCUCCUUUAUUCUACAGAGAUUCGAUACUGGCAGAGUCCUAGGAACCAUCGUCUGUAUGUGGUCCCUAACAUGCAUGAUCACGGCCGCUAUUACCUCGUACCAAGGCCUGUACGCACAGCGGUUCGUCCUCGGCUUUAUUGAAAGCGCUGUUCCGACUGCCUUUUCUACUCUCAUAUCGACCUUCUACACCCAGCAGGAACAGCCCUUUAGGCAGAGCUGGUGGGUAUCAGCCGUCGGACCAUUCGCAAUCAUUGGUGGAUCCCUCAACUACGGUUUCGCGCAUAUCACAGGCGGAGACCUCCAUAGCUGGCAGUAUAUCUACCUCCUCGCCGGCACACUAACGUUCAUAUUCGGUCUUUUCUGCUUUGAUAUACCCAGCUCUCCCGCGUCAGCGUGGUUCCUGAGCGACGAGGAAAAGGCAGUAACCCUCGAGCGCCUCAAAUACGGCCAUACGGGCACGGGGUUUGGCCCUUUAAUUGUGCGCAACUUUGGUUGGACCUCUUUUCAGUCCAUCUUGUUGCAAUUCCCCAUCGCAGCCUUCUCUUUCCUAUCCUCGGUAAUGGCUGGGUUCUUCGCAUCUCGAUAUUCCAACAUCCGUAUUCUCAUUCUGAUCGGGUGCUGUGUCGUCGUCAUUGCUAGCUGCGUUAUUGUCUGGAAGAGCAACUGGGCAUAUCAUGCUGCAGCGCCGAUUAUAGGCUAUACUAUGGGUGGCGCUCUCACCCCGUUCAAUACAAUGGUUAUCAGUCUUGGAUUGUCGAAUGUUGCGGGAUAUACGAAGAAGAGUUUCGCAUCUGCUACCAUCUUCGUGGCGUAUUGCAUUGGUAAUAUCAUCGGGCCCCUGAUGAUUCGAACUCAGACGAGGGCUUCCCACUACCCCGAGUUAUGGACAGGACUGAUAAUAUGCUACUCGAUCCUAAUCUGUGCUGCUGCCACAUAUUACGUGUUACUACGACGCGCCAACAGAAUGAAGCAGUCGGCGCAAGGGUCUGACGAGGGCGCGGGGGACAACGAUGAGAGCACUAGGGUUGCUUUCUUAGACCGUACUGACAAGGAGAAUGUUUAUUUCAGAUAUGUCCUGUAAGGACUUCUACAGAGAGGAUAUAUCAAAUAGUGCCAAAAUGGAAAUGUCGGGUUAAGAGUGUGGCUACCUGGUGGAUGGGGUAGAUAUCUUCACUACCGACCAAAAUUAUUGUCCAUUUUCCUGCUCAUAGUGGGUAUGGGUAUUAGGACAGUUCUAAGCUGGCUCGAUAUGAAGAAGCCAUCUCCGUCAAGCGAAAGCACAGAUACGAUGUAAUCUUUCUCCGCAGCAUUCUUCUUCAAUCUUACCGACCGUGAACAUCACGAGCAUCCUCAAGUGUUUUUGAGCCUUCGAAAGAAUCCCAAUACUAUGCAACUGCCUGGACCUCAAUUCUCUGAUCAGCCUGUG